Aphanomyces invadans is the source of this 612-nucleotide messenger RNA. RefSeq lists its product as hypothetical. NCBI's taxonomy places the organism in Eukaryota, Oomycota, Saprolegniomycetes, Saprolegniales, Verrucalvaceae. The coding region runs from base 57 to 368 and encodes 103 amino acids. The transcript has a single exon. The record is from RefSeq and is a predicted model, not a curated record.
UUUGAAUCGGGACAUGGUGCCGAUCGAAGCACUUGCCAGCGCAGCGACGACGUCACAUGCAAGAGAACGCCUUGGAGGCAUCUACUGUGUCCCUGCUGAGUGCACGGCACAUUGUCGGAUUGGGCGAGAACGACCACACUGAUGCCCCGUCACAAACCAAACCAGGCGAGGUGUGUGAAGCUGGUUCAAGUGGCGACGGCAGACCCCGACCAAAACCGACUCGCCACGGUCAACAUCUUCCUGUUGGACCGCAUUCGGAGGUCAUUGAAGUCAUUGAGCUCAGUGAAUGGAUGGUCAGGGACGGAGAAUCGCUGGAGAAAGGGCGGGCAGUUCGCCAGCAAAUACGGACGGGUACACGCAGGACGUGAGGAGUUCAUUCUGGUUGAUCUUCACGCUGCGGAUCAGCACCUUUCCUGUUGAAUGGUAGCUCUGCCAGUCGAGUGCUUGACGUUGAUCGACACAGCAGACUACUCAGUGACCGAUGUUGGCAACCAAACGACCGGGCGACGUCUAUGUACCUUGCACAGAGUCUGGGUUAUCGGGUCCAACAGCUUCGUCACGUGCUUCGUAGUGUAGUGUAGUGUAGUUAUGCCUCCAUUUUUGCAACAGGAC